This is a messenger RNA of Physella acuta, 1717 nucleotides long. Its product is annotated as kinetochore protein NDC80 homolog. Gene Ontology annotation, cellular component: Ndc80 complex. The record is from RefSeq and is a predicted model, not a curated record. Gene Ontology annotation, biological process: attachment of mitotic spindle microtubules to kinetochore. NCBI's taxonomy places the organism in Eukaryota, Metazoa, Mollusca, Gastropoda, Physidae.
UUCAUGUACCUGUUUUCAAACAAUUUUUUAAAAACCAGCUAGAAUGGCAGCCUGUCCUAGGCGUCUGUCAAGUGGUAUUGGUGUACGUGGAAGAACUGAUAUUCCCAAAGAUAACCGGCCACUUGAUGACAAGAGGUACCAAAACAAGUGCAUUGGACAGUUAUUACAGUUCCUACAUGAACAUCAGUAUCCAUAUCCUGUAUCUAACAAGCUUCUAGCAUCUCCAAGUUGGAAGGAUUUUUAUCAAAUAUUUGAGUUUAUAUGCAGCAAAUUAAAUGAUGGCUACAUAAUUUCUUCAAAACAAGAAGUGCCUAGUGUUUUGAGACAGCUUGGGUACCCCUACACAAUAUCAAAAUCAUUUAUGUUAUCUGUUGGUACACCUCACACUUGGCCCCAGUUGUUGGCUGCACUCAUUUGGAUGAUUGACUUAUUGAAGAUGAAAGAAAAUAUUCCUGCAAAUGGAGACCUUGAUUCCUAUAUUUUUGGAGUGACUGGUGAAGAUUUUGAUAGGAAUUUAGAGGUCAAGCUAGCUUUUGACUACUGUAAAAAAACUUAUUUAGCCUACAUGUCUGGGGCUGACAGCUAUGAAAGCUUUGAUGAAGAGCUCAAGCAAAUGCUAGUUGCAAUGUAUUUUGGUGGCAAUUACCAAGAGAACAUUCAUGAAAAUAUUACUAUUGAACAAGAAUUAACUAUUUUGGAGCAAGCAGAGGAAAGAUGUUCCAAGAUUAAAGAUCACAUUGGAAUGCUGAAUCAUGAUAUAAAUGUGUUACAAGCUUAUAUAGAAGAUAUGCGUAGAUACAGAAAAGCUCAAGAAAUUGAAGUGCAAACCAAAAGUGAAGAAUGUUAUAUGUUGAAGUUGGAUCUGCAAGCAGAAAUGGAUAGAUUAAUUAGAUUGUCUCAAAUGCUGGAAAUCCACAAAAGUCAAGAUCUGAGCCUAUCUGAUAUAGAGAGACUGAAAGCAGAGCGAGAAGGACUCAAACAACAGGUGGAGCAGCUGGAAAAACAAAUCGCUAACAUUGACCUGAACAUCUGGAACUUGUCAAUUGAACAAGCCAAAUUAAAUGAGAAGGUUGAUGAAGAAGCCAUAACUUACAACAUACUGGCUAUUGAAUGCAAACUGGUCCCUGAGACAGCAGAACAUGCACAAGGUCAAGAUUUUAGACUUCGUCCUGGUGUCAGCUCUGACCCAGUUUCUGAUUUUGAGAAAAAAGUCCAGCCCAAACUGACUUCUAUGAGGAAGUGCUGUCAAGAGUCCAUUGGCAAAACAAAAAAAUCUAUCUUCCAGCUAGCAAAUGAAAAUGAGCAGUUUCAAGAAGUGCUAAGUGCAAGAAGGGAUAAAAUUGUCAAGUUACAGAAGGAAUUAAUAUCUGUUGAGUCUAAUAUAGAACAAAUGAAACAGAUGUCUAAUUCAGACAAAAAAUCACAAGUCAGUGAGAUAGAUGCAUUAGAGCUAGAUGUUGUACAGCUGGAGUCUUCUUGCAAGCAGCUUGUGUCAGAAAAAAUCCAAUUGUCAGAAGAAUGUUCUUCCCGCAGUAAAAGUUUAAAUAGGCUGAUAGAAAAAACAGAUAAAGAAAUUUCUAAGAUCAUUUGUGAGCGGGGAAAAAACAAAAAAGAGUGUUUUCUAAAGGUGGAGAUGAAUGGGUUUGUUGAAUACCUGAAGACCAAACGUGCAGAAGUUGCAGAAAGGGUGAACAAGCUUAGAACAGAAGCCCAUUAG